Molecule: messenger RNA, 1946 nt
Organism: Hippocampus comes (tiger tail seahorse)
Lineage: Eukaryota; Metazoa; Chordata; Actinopteri; Syngnathiformes; Syngnathidae
Gene: taok3b
Product: TAO kinase 3b
Exons: 8
Coding region: 130-1449 (439 amino acids)
Biological process (GO): regulation of cytoskeleton organization; protein phosphorylation
Cellular component (GO): cytoplasm
Molecular function (GO): protein serine/threonine kinase activity
Source: RefSeq, a predicted model, not a curated record
UUUCACCAAAACCGGCGGCGGCGACGCCGCUGCGGGACCCGCGAACGCAACACCGUCACCGUCACAUCAGCAUCUUUGGUCAUCAGGGAGAUCCAGGAGCAUGAGCAGAACUUUGAGCUGCGGGAGCAGAUGUCUGGCUACAAGCGCAUGCGGCGGCAGCACCAGAAGCAGCUGAUCGCCCUGGAGAACAGGCUCAAGGCCGAGAUGGACGAGCACAGGCUGAGGCUGCACAAGGAGCUGGAGACGCAGGCCAACAACACUUACGCCGAGCUGGAGCGGCUGGCCAAGCGCCACGCUGCUCAGACUGACAAAGAGAUGAAGUCGGUGGCCACAGAGGAGCGGCGCAUCCAGCAGCAGAUCGCGGCUCAACAGAAGAAGGAGCUGACGUCCUUCUUGGAGAGCCAGAAGAGAGAGUACCGACUCUGCAAGGACAAAAUCAAAGAAGAGAUGAGCGAGGACCCGUGCACCCCGAAAGAGGAAAAACAAGAGCGUUUGUCGCGGCACAAGGAGACCAUUCAGCGCUCGCAGGCGGACGACGAAGCCAACCUGCUGGCGCAGCAGCGGCUCGUCUACGAGCGAAGCUGCCGGGCUCUCAAACGCCGAAGUCUGCUCAGGAAGCACGACUUCGAACAGGAGCAACUCAGAGAGGAGCUGAACAAGAAGAGGAGCCAGAAAGAGAUGGAGCACGCCCUGAUGAUCCGCCAGGACGAGGCCACGCAGGACCUGGAGCAGCGGCAGCUUCAAGUGCUCCACAAGCUGCGUGUGGAACUCAUGCGGCUGCAGCACCAGACCGAGCUGGAAAACCAGGAGGAGUACAACAAUCGCAGGCAGCGCGAGCUCUUGCGCAAACACACCCUGGAGCACAGGCAGCAGCCAAGAGACCUCAAGACGCUGGAGCUGCAGAUCAAGAAGCAGUUCCAGGACACGUGCAAGGUUCAGAACAAGCAGUACAAAGCCCUGCGCAACCACCAGCUGGAGGUUUCGCCCAAAGGGGAGCACAAGAGUCUCCUGAAGGGGCUGAAGGAGGAGCAGACCCGCAAGCUGGCCGUGCUGGCCGAGCAGUACGAGCACUCCAUCAACCAGAUGAUGGCCUCGCAAGCGAUGCGGUUGGAGGCGGAGCAAGAGGCGGAGUGCGAGGCCCUGAAGCAGCAGCUGAAGCAGGAAAUGGAGCUGCUGGACGCCUACCAGAGGAAGACCAAGUCCCAGAUGGAGACCCAACAUGAGCGAGAGCUGCAGAAGCUCGAGCAGAAGAUCUCCAUACGCAGGGCCCACCUGGAACAGAAGAUGGAGGAGGAGCUUUCGGCUCUGCAGAAGGAUCGCAGCGAAAGGAUCAAAACUCUGCUGGAGCGUCAGGAGAGAGAGAUUUUGUCUUUCGACAGCGAGACUCGCAUCCUGGGCUUUGGCAGUCUGGGAUCUCUGGACUUGUUCCUCAAGGACGACAACAGAUGAAAGUGGACCGGCGGCCACAUUUUCUUUCCUUUUCUUCGAUGGACAUUUCCGGCAACGGCGGACAACUCAUUUCAAAGCGACAAAAUGCCAGAAUCUGUGCGGAUCCUGUCAGUCGCCGUGUUGGGAUUAUUACUCCUCCUCGUCUCGAUUUUUGGUAUGAAGUGAAUAAUUCAGGAAAUUUUUUGCUAAAAUGGGCACUUUGCCAUGUUUCAGUAGAACUCCAUUGUAAGUGUGUGUGUGUGUGUGUGUGUGUGUGUGUGUGUGUGUGUGUGUGUGUGUGUGUGUAGAGCAGGGGUGGGCAAAGUAUGGCCAGGGGGGUCAUCUGAGCUCAAUCUGUUCUUUUAUCCGACCCGUAGAGCAAGAGUGCUGGAAUAUUUGGUGCAUUAAUUUAGCCAAUUUGGGUAAUUAGCAUACAUUGAUUCAUUACCAUACAUUUUGUAUUCAUUUUUCUUCCUCAUUUAAUCAUUCUUUUCUUUUUUUUUGCCAAAAAGUGAUUA